ACACAUGCUGUGGUGCUCUUCGCUUAGUAUAAUUUCCUUCCAUGAACACAGGGAAAUGUCAGGCAGAUGGCAAAACAUAAAUCGAGGUUUUUAAAACAGAAGAUAGGUAAUCCUCCUCAGUUAUAAAUAACAUUUGAUUGCAUAUUUAGUUUCACGGUAUAUUCUGAGAAUAGAUUGUUCAACAAAUCCAUCUCUAAAAUCAACUAUUUCAUUAUAUAAAUUUAGCCAAGAAAUUAAUCCUAGUUGGAAACUUGAAACAAAGGGGAAAACAUAAAUCGCCUUAAGAACAAUUUCACUAAAAUGCAAAUAUUUGGCAAUGUUGAAUUUGUGUUCUUGUUUGUCCUGGAAAUUCCUAGUUUGGAAUCGAAUGAAGAAAAAGGUGGUGUGGAUUAUGGUUUGUCAAAGCCGCGCUAAUUGCACUGCAGAGUCCGACAAUGCCAUCCUCAUCCGCCAUGCGAGAAAUGGUAGAAUCGACAGUGCACGCAAAGUGUUUGACGAAAUGCCUGAACGAACAGUGUCUUCGUGGAAUGCCAUGAUCACGGCAUACGCUCAGAAUGGCAAGCUGAACGACGCGUGCUAUCUGUUUGACAUAAUGCCUAAGCGAAAUGUUGUUUCCUGGAAUGGGAUGAUCUCAGGGUAUGUGAGGAACGGGAGAACUGAGGAUGCGCGCAGGCUGUUUGAUCUAAUGCCUGAGCGAAAUGCUAUUUCGUGGACGUCGAUGAUUACGGCGUAUGUUCGGGAUCGGAGAAUAGACGAUGCAUGCGACAUGUUUAACAGAAUGCCUGAACGGAAUGUGAUCUCUUGGACUGCCAUGAUGGAGGGUUAUAUACAGGUUGGGAGGAUUGAUGAUGCGCGGCAGUUUUUUGACAGAAUGCCUGCCCGAGAUGUGGUUUCCUGGACAUCGAUGAUUAAUGGAUAUUGCCGAUGGGGACGGAUGGAGGAAGCACACCAACUUUUUGAGAUAAUGCCUGGGCGGAAUGUGGUCUCAUGGACGGUCAUGGUGUCGGGAUAUGCAUAUAAUGGGAACAUGGAGGCUGCAAAAGAACUGUUUGGUAAAAUGCCAGAGAAAAAUGAGGUCUCGUGGACUGCAAUGAUUACAGGGUAUGCUCAAAAUGGAAGAAUUAAGGAUGCAUGUCAACUGUUUGAGAGAUUGCAGCAUAAAUCUUUGAUAGCAUACAAUGCAAUGAUUACAGGAUAUACACAAAAUGGGAUGGUCGAUGACGCACGCUGGCUGUUUGAUGGCUUAUCGGAGCGGGAUGUUGUUUCAUGGAUUGCUAUGCUCACAGGUUAUGCUCAAAGUGGAAGAAUGGAAGAGGCACUCCAAUUGUUUGAGGAAAUGCCAGAAAAAACUACUGAGUGCUGGACUGCACUGAUAAAAGGAUAUACUCAGCAUUUGUCUUAUAACGAGGCUAUCAAACUCUUUAACCAAAUGCAGCAGGCAGGUAUCAUGCCAAAUCAAUCGACUUUAGUUAGCAUUCUAAUUGCUUAUGCCAGUUUAGCAGCUCUCCAACAAGGCAAGCAGGUUCAUGAGCACAUCAUAAAGAUGGGUUUUGAACCAGAUUGCCAUGUGGGAAGUGCCCUUAUUACCAUGUAUGUGAAAUGUGGGAAUAUAGCCAAUGCAGAACAUGUCUUUAGGAGAUCACCUAAAAAGGAUUCAGCCUUGUGGAAUGCCAUGAUUUCUGGCUUUGCCCAACAUGGGCAUUGUAGCGAUGCACUGCAGAUGUUUGAGAAAAUGCAACAAGCGGGUGUAAAGCCUGAUCAAAUUACAUUCGUUGGUGUGCUGUCUGCAUGCAGUCAUACAGGCUUGGCAGAUGAAGGCUGGCAGUAUUUUGAUUCUAUGGGCCGAGAUCAUGAUAUCAGACCAACAGCUAAGCAUUACGCAUGUAUGGUUGACCUGCUUGGUCGUUCUGGGAGGCUGGACAAGGCAGAGGACCUUAUCAAUAGUAUGCCCCUUGAACCUGAUGCUGCUGUGUGGGGAGCCUUGCUUAGUGCGUGUAGAACUCACAUAAAUGUGGAGAUAGCGGAGCGUGCCGCAGAAAACCUCUUUUGGUUGGAACCGUGCAAUACAGGAACAUAUAUACUGCUUUCAAAUAUUUAUGCAGCAGCUGGCCGUUGGACUGAUGUAGCUAAGGUGAGGCAAAUGAUGAAAGACAGAGGGCUUACAAAGGCUCCGGGUUCCAGCUGGAUUGAGGUAAAUAACAAGAUACAUGCAUUCCUUGGAGGAGACAGAUCAGUCAGAAACAAAGAAGACAUAUGCAAUGCUGGAGAGUUUGGCUGGGUAGAUUGAGAAGGCAAGUUAUGUGCCUAUUUCCAACUCCGUUCUGCAUGAUUUUGAUGAGGGGGUAGCUUAUGUGCCUGAUAACAAAUCGUUUCUACAUGAUAUUCAUGAGGAGGGAGAGACACAUAGUUUUUCACCAUAAGGAGAAUCUUGCAAUUGCCUUAGGGAUUAUCAGCACACCCUCUCAAAAAUCAAUCGGAAUGUUAUAGGAUCUUUGUGUUUGUAAUGGUUGCCUUACUGCUACCAUGUUCAUUCCAAUGGCUGUUAUGCAUGAUUUGUUAUGAGGACACCAAUAAUGCUCUUACAGUAAACAGUGACGUUAAGCGCAACCAAGAUAUCAGUUCCGUUCUCACCAAUUCUGAGUGUCUUUAUAUUUUAGGAAGUCUAUCACAAGUCUAUGGGUACAUCUGUCAUUUAAUCAGAAGGAACGUGGGUGCUUUUGCUGAAGGCCUCAUUGCACUGUUUUGGUUAAGAAGAAUGAAACUAUGAGCUAUGCUCUCAUCAAUUGUCAAUGUCUUUACACGACUGUAGUUCUAUGCAAGUCUUUGGUUGUGAAUAAAUAACAAGGCAAUUGGGUAACUUGCAAAGGUGACGUGUAAGGAACUUGAAACCAAAACACUUUGUCAAACAACUGAACAUUUGAAGCAGAGUUGAAACAAAGAGAAUUUAGGCCAUUUUUGCUUGUAGUUGGUGGUUGCGCGGUGGUUGCGCAUGUGUCAUGAUGGUUUUGUAUUUAUCGAUACAAUUGCGUUAGAGGCAUAGUGAUUUGUUCUGUGGACAUGGUAGUUGCCAUAGUGGCACAGUGAUUUCAUUCUGAUGUCCAUUUUGAUUUCACCCGUUUCAGACAAAGAAACAAGGUGGUAGAGCAGGUGACUCUGUGAGAGAUAGAAUCCCCUGAAGGCAAUUAAGAGAGUGAGAAUACGAAUUGGAGAAACUGAGAGCCAAAGAGUCACUUGGUUGCAUAUGGAACAUUUUGUUGGCACAGAGAGUAGCUGAGUGUACACACUAUUUGAACUCUUCGUAAGUACUUUUUUGUCAAACGGAUUAGAGGAAGAUGAGCAUUUACCACUUGGAGCUAGACUUCCGCAUUAUA
Messenger RNA from Cryptomeria japonica (Japanese cedar), 3371 nucleotides. RefSeq names its product pentatricopeptide repeat-containing protein At4g02750. The record is from RefSeq and is a predicted model, not a curated record. The coding region runs from base 317 to 2287 and encodes 656 amino acids. The transcript has a single exon. Lineage: Eukaryota; Viridiplantae; Streptophyta; Pinopsida; Cupressales; Cupressaceae. Gene Ontology annotation, molecular function: RNA binding; protein binding. Gene Ontology annotation, biological process: RNA modification.